Molecule: messenger RNA, 504 nt
Organism: Fusarium coffeatum
Lineage: Eukaryota; Fungi; Ascomycota; Sordariomycetes; Hypocreales; Nectriaceae
Exons: 1
Coding region: 1-504 (167 amino acids)
Source: RefSeq, a predicted model, not a curated record
AUGCAGAUUUUCAAUCUCUAUUCUACCGACCCCGUUAAAUUCGGGUCUCCAAUCCUAGGAUUUCCAACAGAUAAAAUCGAAUUCUACUACGAUCUGGUGGAUGAAUCCGGGGACCUUUCAUUGCCAGUCGCGGCACGCGCUGACUUGCGCAUGAACACGGCCUGCGAGUUGGACCAAUUCACCCAGCCAAGAUACUUCAGCACCGGCUUUGAAAUUUACAAAGACAGUCUUCGAGGGGUGGAGGCGCAGAUUCACUUCAUCGACGACAAUCACUUGAUACUCAAGGUCAGUCGUGAUUUAGUCUAUGUCGGCGAGGAAAUACCCAAGGACGCAUCCUUCACAUUUACAUACUAUGGGAUCCGCGACAAGUCUGAGACCGAGCAGAAAGCGAAACAGAAGGAAGAGAAGAAGAAGGCGCGUGGUCGCUCAACAACUCAAGAGCAGCCUGUCAGGAGACUGUCGAUUGCUUCGACUUGUUCGAGAGACAUGGAAUAUUACAUGUAG